UCAUCUAGUGUGGAAGUGUCGCGUUGCAGAGCUGGGAAUCAUCACAGACGGAUCCCAAUAACCUUCUGUCCUCUCCGUGAUCCAUCCAUCUCUCUCUCUCUACCUAUAAUGAUGCUCGAUCAUAGCCUCAUCACUUUAUCCUCAUAAUUCCCGCAUCAUCCUUCUCUCUCUGUCUCCCUCUGUUUCUGGGACUCAGACAAUUCACAAGAGUUUCCUAAGAAGAGGACCUGCGAUUACUCCAUCGUUCAAUGGCUCCUCUAGGUGGGUCGCUCUUGGCAAUGCUCAUGCUCUCCCUGUCCUACGCUUCGCUGGCCACCUCGGCCUCGCCCCAGAAGCUGCUCUUCUCCACCAUCUCUGCAGCACCAGCGACGCUACCCAGCGUCGCCCCUCAGUCCUCCACCUCCACCACCGUCUCGGCUGCCCCGUCAUUCCUCCCAUCCUCCCCUCUCGCUCCCUCCCCGGCAUUGUCCCCCGACAUCGCCCCGCUCCUUCCCUCCCCUGGCAGCGAGGCAGCCGCCCCUGCCGCGUCCACGCAGCCUAUAAUCCCGUCCAGCCCAAGCCCGCCGAACCCAGACGACAUGCUCGCUCCCGGGCCCAACACCGCGUUGCCUCCAUCGGGCGCCUUGCCGGUCUCGGCCUCGCCAAGGGUUGGGAAUUCGUUUGUGGAAGCAGUCCUCUGUUCGUCAGUAGCAUUGUGCUUGGUGUUGCUUCCUGUCAUGUGAGUGCAAAAAUUUGCAGUCUGCCCAAGUGGGUGCUUUUGCUUUACUCUCGUCAUUGCAGAUUCAAGAUUCGCUUUUUACAAUUCAUAGUACCUGUUUGUAUGACAGCAAUUCUAUCCCUGCUUAUAUAAAAUAAUUGCUAUUCUUUAGUUAA
This is a messenger RNA of Rhodamnia argentea, 873 nucleotides long. RefSeq names its product classical arabinogalactan protein 26. The transcript is spliced from 2 exons. Lineage: Eukaryota; Viridiplantae; Streptophyta; Magnoliopsida; Myrtales; Myrtaceae. The coding region runs from base 249 to 722 and encodes 157 amino acids. The record is from RefSeq and is a predicted model, not a curated record.